AUGGCAUAUAUUUCUGAAAGCGAAUGUUCAGAGGCUGGUAUAUUAUACGUGCUACGGACGUCGUCGACCGCGGAAGAGACGUCAGUGACGGCAGAAGAAAUUUUAAAAAAACACCCAGAACUUUUAGAAUUAUAUGAAAAUCUUAAUAAUUUCUCAACUAACUUGCCUCAGUCCAGAACAAUGCCUAAUGGGUAUCAGUCUUUGAUAGAUAAUUGUCUUGAGGAAAAUCACUACGAUGCAGCUCUUGAUCUUCUUGAAUCUUGUCAAAGUCAGCACUAUCACCCUCCUGAGCAACACAUUCGGAGACUGAUGGAUAUCAUCGCAAGUGACCAAGUUGACGAUGAUAUUGCUUCAAGAGCCUAUAAAGUUUUACAACAUAUAUUACAAACAAGUAGUAAUGAAGCAUUUCAAUAUAUUUGGACUUCUGAACGAAUAGAUGCAGAUGAAGGUACCUUAUGGGAAAAUUACGUAAACUUUUGGAAAUUUAUUGAAAAUCGAUUUACUUCUCUUAUAAAGGUUAAUAAAGAUAAACAUGAAAGAAUUAUUAUGAUCUUGGAUCAUAUAGUAAAUGUAAUAGAGAUUGAUAUUAAAGUCAAAAAAGAUCAAUUAAAUUCCUCUUUACUAUUACAACUUAUUCCAAAAAGCUACGGAAGAAUCCGUACUAAUAUAAAAGAUCCUAUAAAUGUUUUAUUAUUUCCAUUUCGUGAAGAAGUUUCCAUUGAAAUUGCACGAUUAUCUCAACGAUUAUUGAAACAGACAAUACUAUCAAACACGUUUAAAUGCAUGCUACUUGAUCUUGCUCUUCGCGAUACCGACUUGUCACUUGUUCCACGUCAAAAUAGAAAUAUGGUUAAUAGCCCUUUAAGUUUGGUAAAAUUUGUGAAUAUCUAUUUUGACUCUAAACCAUAUAGUAAUAAGAAUAAUCCUAUUGCUAUGGCAUUAUGGCGUCAUAUUUUUAUAUUAUGUUCAGCAUUUCAAAGUUAUAUUAAUAGUAAGACAAUGAGAGUUGGUCAUAAGGUUUUUUGUGGAUUAGAUGAUGAAGAACGAAAAUUAAUUAUUGAUAAGGUUAUAAUUCAACGAGUAAAUGAAUUGAUGAAACGACUUGAAGAUCAAAAAAUGAAUUCAGAACUCAAGAAAAAUACAAAAUUUCUUUUGGAAAUUAUGAAUAUUGAUAUUGAAAGAAUUUAUGGUUGGUGUCUUGAAAAUUCUUCGGGUUAA
Cetraspora pellucida is the source of this 1218-nucleotide messenger RNA. The record is from the annotation of a GenBank genome assembly. NCBI's taxonomy places the organism in Eukaryota, Fungi, Glomeromycota, Glomeromycetes, Diversisporales, Gigasporaceae.